AUGGGAAGACAGAAAUCUGUUUACGAAACAGAUCGUGACAAGCAGCUCAAAGCAUUUCAGGAUGUCACAAAAAAGCUUGAAGCAAUUGCCGCAGGCAACAAAAAAUAUGCCGAACUUUUAGGUAUGGUUUACAGUGUCCUUUUGGAUGAUAAGUCACAAGUUGGUAAUCCAGAAGAUGAAACUGCAGUUCUUAAACUUUUCGAGGGUUUAGGAAUUAGCGAAAAAAUUAAAAUGCAACAAAUUCGACAGCUGGCGACCGCAAUUUCUCAAAGGUCCGGCAUCCCUUACACAAAUCUUCUUAAGAAGAAGGCAACCCUUUUCAGAUGGUAUUCAAUAUUUUGGCCAGAAAUCAAAGACUAUGUAAUACCAGUUUACAAUGAAGUAAUUAAGACGCAUCCAUAG
Trichomonas vaginalis G3 is the source of this 402-nucleotide messenger RNA. RefSeq lists its product as uncharacterized. The record is from RefSeq and is a predicted model, not a curated record. NCBI's taxonomy places the organism in Eukaryota, Parabasalia, Trichomonadida, Trichomonadidae. The coding region runs from base 1 to 402 and encodes 133 amino acids. The transcript has a single exon.